Molecule: messenger RNA, 2397 nt
Organism: Auxenochlorella protothecoides
Lineage: Eukaryota; Viridiplantae; Chlorophyta; Trebouxiophyceae; Chlorellales; Chlorellaceae
Product: Plasma membrane ATPase
Exons: 3
Coding region: 1-2397 (798 amino acids)
Biological process (GO): proton export across plasma membrane; regulation of intracellular pH
Cellular component (GO): plasma membrane
Molecular function (GO): ATP hydrolysis activity; ATP binding; P-type proton-exporting transporter activity
Source: RefSeq, a predicted model, not a curated record
AUGGGCUCCACCAAUGCCGUGGCCAACCUGCAGAAGAUCAUGACCCGCAUCGGUGGCUGCUGCCUCAUCACCAUUGGCGUCUGGAUCAUCAUCGAGCUCUCCGUCCAGUUCGGCCACUACCACCACUCCUGCCGUGCCGGUGUCGGCAACUGCCCCACCCUGACCAACAUGCUGGUGAUCAUCGUGGGAGGCAUCCCCAUCGCCAUGCCCACCGUGCUGUCGGUCACCCUGGCCCUGGGCGCCUUCAAGCUGGCGCGCGAGGGUGCCAUCGUGUCGCGCAUGUCGGCGGUGGAGGAGAUGGCGGGCAUGGACAUCCUGUGCUCCGACAAGACUGGCACGCUCACCCUGAACAAGCUGACUGUGGACCACGUGAACACCUACAACAUGUCCGGGCACAGCAUCGAGGAUGUGCUCAAGUUCGGCGCGCUGUCUGCCAACAUCGUGACCGAGGAGCCCAUCGACAUGGUGCUGCACGAGUCCUACCCCGAGCGCGACACGCUGUGGAGCGAGUACAAGCUGGCGAAGUUUGUGCCCUUCAACCCCACCGACAAGAUCACCAUCGCGAGCGUGACGGACGUGAAGACGGGGGAGAAGAUGCGCGUGAUGAAGGGCGCGCCCCAGGUGGUGGUCCGCUUCGCGCACGACUGCGCGGAGAUCGAGUCUGCCUGCCACGACAAGAUCGUGGAGUACGCCAACCGCGGCUUCCGCGCGCUGGGCAUCGCGCGCGCGGAGGGGCACGAGGGCGACCCCACCUGGGUGAUGGUGGGCCUGGUCCCGCUGUUCGACCCCCCCCGCCACGACACCAAGGACACCAUCGAGCGCUGCCUGGAGAUGGGCAUCCACGUGAAGAUGAUCACCGGUGACCAGCUGCUGAUCGGCAAGGAGACGGCCAAGCAGCUGGGCAUGGGCACCAACAUGUUCACCACCGAGGCGCUGCUGAAGGCGAAGCAGGGCAUCGGCCUCGUGGAGGGCCACGCCUCGGUGGAGGACCUGAUCGAGAACGCCGACGGCUUCGCGGAGGUCUACCCCGAGCACAAGUUCAUGAUUGUCAAGGUGCUGCAGGAGCGCAAGCACAUGUGCGGCAUGACGGGCGACGGCGUGAACGACGCGCCCGCGCUGAAGAAGGCCGACGUGGGCAUCGCGGUGGCGGGGGCCACCGAUGCGGCGCGCGGCGCGGCUGACAUCGUGCUCACCGAGCCGGGGCUGUACACCAUUGUGGGCGCCAUCAUCGGCGCGCGCAAGAUCUUCCAGCGCAUGACCACCUACUCGCGCUACACCGUGGCCAUGACCUUCCGCAUCUGCUUCACCUUUGGCCUGCUCACCGUCAUCUACGACUGGUACUUCCCCACCAUCCUCAUCGUCCUGCUGGCCGUGUUCAACGACGGCGCCAUGAUCGCGCUGUCCAAGGACCGCGUCACCCCCUCCCGCCUGCCCAACCGCUGGAACCUGCCCUCCAUCUUCACCUCCGGCAUCGUGUACGGCCUGUACCUCACCCUGUCCUCCUGGGUGCUCUACUACGUCGCCACCCACCUCGACUUCUUCGAGAACAAGACCAAGCUCGUCAGCCUGAACGUCACCGAGGAGUCGCUGACCAACUUCUGCACCAGCUUCGCCAUCCCUGCCGCGGGCGCCACCCCUGACGCCACCCUGUGCACCGUGCCCACCUACGCCGAGCAGCUGGGCGCCAGCUGCGACCAGUACGACGUCCUGAACCAGUGCAUCACCGAGCAGAGAUACGUGCGCGGCGCCAUGAUGCGCUCCCUCCUCUACCUCCAGGUGUCUGUGUCCGGGCAGGCGCUGGUGUUUGUCGUCCGCUGCGUGGAGUACUCGCUGCUGUCGCGCGCGGGGCUGCUCACGUACGUGGCCUUCUUCGUGGCCCAGGUCGCGUCCACCCUGAUCGCCGCCUUUGGGUUCAAUGGGUACGAGGAGCCGAGCACCAACCUGGAGGACUGCGUCUUCUGCACCAUGUCCUCCGGCAACCACAACCCCUUCUGGAACAAGCGCGCGGUGCCGCUGGAGGGCACCGAGUCCGCCUUCACCGCCUCCGUCAUCGGCUGCCUGGGCUACGUCAUCGUGGCCUGGAUCUGGUCUGCCAUUUGGUACAUGGGCCUGGACCCCCUCAAGUGGGCCCUGUUCUACGUCCUGAACGAGGAGGGCUUCCGCAACGGCGGCUUCUUCUCCACCUUCUACGGCCAGCGCGGGGAGGCCAUGGGCACCUCCGCCGGCGUCGGCAUCAACAAGAACUCCAUGUCCCGCGUCUCGCUGGCACGCGGCUCCGCACAGCAGCGUGUGUCCAUGGGCGGCAAGACCUCGGGCGGCAUCCCCGGCGUGGGCGGGUCCAUGGUGCCCGGUCCCGCCAUGCUCGAGCGCGCCUCCAUCGUGCGCGUGCCCAAGUGA